UUGAUGACAUCUUUCAUCAACGCCAUUGACACUCUAGAGCUUAGGGCGUCUGAACAAAUCGACCUCCUUGUAAAAUCACUUGGCCCAGAAUCUACCAAGCAUGCACCUCGCAUCAAAGCUGUAAACAUAACAAACCCAGCUGUGGCAUUAGAGCUAAUCUGGGAGAGGCUAGAAGAAACCUAUGGGUCGCCAGAAGCCAUUGAAAGUGCUCUUUUCACCAAACUUGAUCAAUUUCCUAAAAUAGGGCCCAGAGAUAAUCAAAAACUAAGAGAGCUGAGCGAUCUGUUGCAGGAGAUAAAUGCAGCAAAACAAGAAGGGUACUUGCAUGGACUCUCCUAUCUCGAUACAGCGCGAGGUGUUGCUGCCAUUGUGGAUAAGCUGCCGUAUGGGAUUCAAGACAAGUGGAUGAUGGAAGGCUCACACUACAAACAGCGGCACAGGGUGACCUUCCCUCCAUUCACGUUCUUCUUACAGUUCAUACAGACACAAGCAAAGGCACGCAACGAUCCAAGCUUCAAUCUGUUGUCAACCUGCAACUCUGGAGUUAAAAGGGACAAGCUUGGAGAUGGUUACAGCAAUAACCGCAGGUCAGUUUCAGUGCAUAAAACCAACGUUAUAGCCAUAUCUGAGGAAGGACCAGACAAAUGUUGUCCUGUGUACAACAAACCUCACGCCUUACAACAGUGCAGAAGUUUCAGAGAAAAGCCAAUUCAGGAACGAAAGGCAAUAUUAAAGCAACACAACAUCUGUUUCAAGUGCUGCGCUUCCAACAAACACGUAGCUCGCGACUGUCAAGCAGAAAUCAAAUGCUCUGAAUGUAACAGUGAUAAGCACCCAACAGCUCUGCAUUCAGAUGUUCCUCGCCUUCCCAAAGCUCUUCAGCCCCCUGCAAGUCAUGGCGGGG
Haplochromis burtoni (Burton's mouthbrooder) is the source of this 904-nucleotide messenger RNA. RefSeq lists its product as uncharacterized. Lineage: Eukaryota; Metazoa; Chordata; Actinopteri; Cichliformes; Cichlidae. The record is from RefSeq and is a predicted model, not a curated record.